Messenger RNA from Falco peregrinus (peregrine falcon), 1268 nucleotides. RefSeq names its product neuropeptide S receptor 1 (gene NPSR1). Gene Ontology annotation, biological process: neuropeptide signaling pathway; positive regulation of release of sequestered calcium ion into cytosol. Lineage: Eukaryota; Metazoa; Chordata; Aves; Falconiformes; Falconidae. Gene Ontology annotation, molecular function: vasopressin receptor activity; neuropeptide receptor activity. The transcript has 9 exons. The record is from RefSeq and is a predicted model, not a curated record. Gene Ontology annotation, cellular component: cytoplasm; membrane. The coding region runs from base 1 to 1122 and encodes 373 amino acids.
AUGGAGGUCGGCUCCACAGAAGCCAGCAGCAGCUCCCAGGGAAGCGCCGGCUGGCUGGAUCUUACCCUUGUCACCUGCACUGAAACGGUGACUUCCACCGAAGUGGUGGCAGAAGAGGAGUGGGGAUCCUUUUACUACUCUUUUAAGACAGAGCAGCUGGUGACUCUUUGGAUUCUCUUUAUUGUCACAAUUGCUGGAAACACCAUUGUGCUCUUCUCUACCUGGAGGAGGAAGCGGAAAUCCCGAAUGACCUUCUUCGUUACACAGUUGGCAAUCACAGAUGCAUUCACGGGACUCAUAAACAUAAUGACUGACAUCAUUUGGCGCUACACUGGAGAUUUCAUGGCUCCUGACAUCGUUUGCAGAGUUGUUCGCUACUUCCAGGUGGUCCUUCUAUACGCCUCGACAUACGUCCUCGUGUCACUAAGCAUAGACCGGUAUCAUGCCAUAGUUUACCCAAUGAAGUUCUUACAAGGAGAAAGACAGGCAAAAGUUCUGAUUGGAGUGGCCUGGAGUCUCUCUUUCCUGUUUUCCAUACCAACUCUGAUUAUUUUUGGGAAACGGCAGCUCUCCAAUGGGGAAGUGCAGUGCUGGGCUCUCUGGCCUGAUGACUCCUACUGGAUACCCUACAUGACGGUGGUGGCUUUCCUGGUGUACUUCAUUCCUCUGAUCAUUAUCAGUGUCAUAUACUCAAUCGUGAUACGAACCAUCUGGAUGAAGAGCAAAGCUCAGGCUGUCAUCAUAUCCAGCUGCCCUGGUGGUAAAACCUCUGCUGGCUACACCAGUCGUGGGUUCAUAUCCAGGGCGAAAGUGAAAGCGAUCAAGUACAGCAUCGUAAUUAUCCUUGCAUUUGUUCUCUGUUGGAGCCCUUAUUUUCUGUUUGAUAUCCUGGACAACUUCAACGUACUCCCCGAGACCAAAGAGCGCUUCUAUGCAUCUGUGAUCAUUCAGAACCUACCAGCCUUGAAUAGUGCCAUCAACCCCCUCAUCUACUGCCUCUUCAGCAACCGCCUCUGCCCCCCUUUUGAGGAAAGAAGAACUCGAAGGCUGGGGGGCACUUUCCGGGACAGGUGCAAUGGAGGGCAGGAGAUGCAGGUCCUGUCCAAACCAGAAUACAUCUAGCACAGCUGAUGCUCCACAAAGGCACACGGUGACCUGUGUCUAGGAAAGGAAAGGUUCCCAACGAGCCCUGUGCAUCGUGAGCAGACGGACACCGACUGGCAAGACCCCACGCCUUGCUGCUGUCGAGCAGCCCAUGUAUUUUGGAU